AUGGGACCACAUGUGGCCACCUACCUGGAGCUGCCUGCCCACGUGGCGAUGCGCAUCCUGGGAACGGGGACCUGGCAGUCUCUCCAAGGAACAGCAAGAGAUGCAGUGAUGGCUGCCAUCGAUGUUGGGUACCGCCACUUUGAUUGUCUCUACCUGCAACAGAACGAGAGUGACAUUGGAGAUGCGCUACAAGAAAAAAUGGAGGAUGGGGCUGUGAGGCAAGAAGACCUCUUCAUUGUCAGUAAGCGGUGGUCCGCCUUCCACCAGAGAUCCCUGCUGAAGGAGGAACACCAGAAAACACUUGUUGCCCUCCAGCUGGGUUCUCGGGGUCUCUACCCGAUGCACUGGCCCACGGGAUUCAAGGCAGGAGAGGAGCUGUUUCCUGCAGAUGGAAGAGGCAUAAUCAUUCCCCGUGAUACAGAUUUUCUGGGUCCGUGGGAGGCUGUGGAAGGGCUGGGGAAUGCAGGAAUGGUAAAGGCCGUUGGAGUCUCCAACUUCAACCGCAAACAGAUAGAUCGACUCCUGAGCAAACCAGUGCUUAAGACACAAACCUGCAACGAUCAGGUAAAUUAUCCACCCCAUCUUCCUCAGGAAGAGCUGAUGAAGUUCUGCCAGUCCAAAGGGAUCUCUGUCACUGCAUAUUGUCCCCUUGGAGUGCCCAACUGGCCAUGGUCCAAGCCUGAGGAUAUUUCCCUUUCUGAUGAGCCCCAAAUCAAGGAAAUUGCACUCAACUGCAACAAAACCCCAGCUCAGGUGCUUCUCUGGCUCCAGGUUCAAGGAAAUGGGAGGGUAAUUCCCAAAUCUGUCACUCCACAUCAUGCUGAGGAAAACUUGAAGGUAAGAGGUUACCUUACAAAAUUAUUAAUGGUGUUAAACUUUACACAGAAAAAUCCCCUCUGCCAGUGGAACGAAGUUACCCACCUAUCUCAUCGCAUGCUGCAGACUUCAGAGUUCCCAAGAGAACAGUUAAAUAUCGCAGGGAAGUUUGGCGAUUCCAGCUAA
Molecule: messenger RNA, 1002 nt
Organism: Opisthocomus hoazin
Lineage: Eukaryota; Metazoa; Chordata; Aves; Opisthocomiformes; Opisthocomidae
Source: RefSeq, a predicted model, not a curated record